AUGGCUCCAGUAACACGUCUAAGUUUGAAAAAAGAAAAUCAUAAAAUAUCCAGUUCAACAGAUGAGAUCGAAGGUAUUAAUGAUAAAAAAUUAUUAAGAACUACAAAACACAAGAAAAUUACAACAAAAAAAACAAAACCACCUUCUUUACGUGUUCAAUUAAGUUCUAUGAAAGUGCCUGUACUCAAGAAUAUUCUUCGUUUUAAUCAUCAAAAUCCUUUUGGAAAUAAACCUGAUCUUCUUUCACGUAUUAUUUAUAUGGUUAAACAUGGUGCCUAUCCAAAAUGUCCAAAAUGUAUUAAAGGUCGAAUAAAACCACGUUUACAUCGUCGAAAAAAUCAAUCGAAAUAUUAUUGUCCAGGUUUUCCAAUUAAUUUUCGUGCUCCUAGUUCAUAUUAUCAAUGUGAUUAUGUAACAGAUGAAUGUGAAAAAGAAAAAUUUCGUUUUCCAUCUAAUUUAAAUAUAAAAAUAAAUGAAUAA
Molecule: messenger RNA, 480 nt
Organism: Rotaria sp. Silwood1
Lineage: Eukaryota; Metazoa; Rotifera; Eurotatoria; Philodinida; Philodinidae
Source: the annotation of a GenBank genome assembly